AUGUCAUCUUCUGGAGCUGCUGAUGUAGGCGAGACAUCAGAAAAGAAGGAGGUGUUAGUACCUGCUGCGACUGGUAAAGUUCCAAACGACGCCGGUACUCAGAAAACAGAGAAAAUAGCUAAGAAGGAAGACAAGAAGGACACUGCUGGAGCAGGUUCUGAGACUGCUAAAAAAAGGAAGAAGAAGUCAAAGGGUGAUGCUACCGCUGCUGCUGCUGCUGCUGCUGCUGGUGAAAAAACUUCCUCCAAUGAUGCACAAUCAUCAACUCAAACUGCUUCUAUCGAGGCUCCUGUAGAAAGGAAAAGAAGAAGAAAGUCAAGGCACCUAAAGCUGGCAACAUCCGUAGAUGCGAACUCUGCCUCUGAAGGUCCAUCCAAGGACGACGGUGCCAAGAAGAAGAAGAAGAAAAAGAAGGUUAAGUCAGAGACUCAAGAAGAAUCUGCCGUAAAUGUUGAAGAUGAAAAAGAAUUGUCAUCAGCUGUAGCGUCAGAAGAAGGUUCAAAGAUAAGAAGAAGAAGAAGCAAGAAGGCUAAGAACGUUGAGACUUCUACUGAAGAAACAUCAACUGAACAGCCUUCUGAUGAGAAGAUCGCUUCGGAUGCACCUUCUAAGAAGAGCAAGAAAAACUCCAAGAAAGACAGCACAACUGUCGAAACAACGGUAGCCUCUAAUGAAACCACAGAAAAGAAAAAGAAAAAGAAGACCACAAAGAAGGAUGAUGAAUCCGCCAAGGUUGAAACAUCUGGAAAAACGGCACAGGUUAAUGGUGUGAACAUUUCAACUGAAGUAUUCGAUUUAACUCAUAUUAAAUCUGAUGAAAAGGCUCCGGUUGAAAUCGCUGAAGAUUAUAAGAUUCAUUCAAGAGUAGAUUACGGUACUAAAGGUACUAAGGUAGAUGUCUUGACCAAUCAUGUUGUCAUGGCUCUUGGUGACGAUGUUACCGGUUCUCAACAUUUCGAAAAAGAUCCAUGGUGGAAAGCUUCUUUCAUUUACACAUAUCACAUCGAUUUCCAUCCUCCUGAAAGCAACCAAAAACCAGGUAGAGGCGGACCACCUCCGCCACCUCCUGCCUUAUCUAAACCAAAGAAAUACGAAUUGAUGGAUGCUUUGUUUCAUGAAGAUGAAACAUUGUAUAAAUACAAAGACCGUAUAGCUUUCAAUGGCGAAGAAACUUUAUAUUCACAUAUUCCAUUAGAAGAAUUCACUCUUUUCGACGGUUGUUGGGAUGUUAGUAACAAACAAAAGAAAAACAUAUCAGUUGCUGACUUGAAAAAUAAUGACAAGGAUGAAAUAAAUGAAUUGACUUUUCAAAUUACGCUGAAAUUUGUCGCAAAAAUUGGUUUAGGUGAUAUUUAUAAAGGUACUUUAGGAAAAAAUCCAAGUGAACAGGAAAAUAAGAUGUCAGCGCCUGAAAAGACUGUCUUGCUCUCUUUAUUAGGUGUCAAAUUUAUGCAAGCUCAAGACCCAGUGUUCCAAGUUCAUGGUAAUAAAUUCUUUGUCUAUAAUAAAAAUGCCAUUGCAAUGCCUUUCCAACUAGGUGCUUAUUUGAUUCACGGUUUUGCCGUUUGCUUAAGGUACGCUUACGGUUCGGUAUUACUGAACGUUGUUAACGUCACUCAACCGUUUUAUAAGCACACCAAGUACUUACCAGGUCAUCCAAAAUUCGCCAAUAAUGAAAAGGAAGGUUACUCUUUAAUGGAUUGGAUUCUUGAAUGUUAUAAUCAAACAGAAGGUAGUAGAAAGAAUUCACCUCCAACUACCAAAGAUUUAAAUCUUUUUAUUGAAAAAAACAGAGACAUUAAAGAUUUAAUUAAGGGUCUUAAGGUUUACAGGCCUUAUAUCAACUACAGCAUCAACCCAGAUGGUACUUCAAAACCUCCAAGAAAGAUGCAAUCUAAAGGUAUUGUUGGGUUUGUAAGAGAAUCCGCUAAUUCAUUGAAAUUCAAGGCAUUACCUAGCGAUAUGGAAAAUACUGCACCAAGAAAGGAUGAAAAGGAAGUCAUGAUCUCUACAAAUGACUACUUCGCAAAGAAAUACGGUAUCAAGUUAAAAUACCCUGAUAUUAAAUUAGUCAGUUUAGGAGUUCAUAACACAGUUCCAGCAGAAUGUGUCACAAUAGUUCCAGGCCAAAGAUUAAAGGGCAAAGUUUAUGAUGAAAAGACUUUCAUUGAUUUUGCCGCUUUAAGACCACAAGAUAAGUUCAAAGCUAUCACAAAUUUGGCUUUACCUGCCAUCAAACGUGCCUUGAACAGUGAUGAAGAAACCGUUAAAGGUCCACAUGACUCUUCUUAUAACUUUUUGAGAGUUCCUUCGAGAGUUAUCGAUGCGCCAGUAAUACAAUUCAAAAAUUCUGUCAUCGAGUAUGUUGACAAACCAUUCGGUAGUGCCGUAAAAUCCUCUAAGGGUACUAAUGAGGAAUCUAAAGGUAACUGGAAUUUGAAGGGACAUCAAUUUAUUAAAACAUUAGAAGAAGAAUUAACAUUAAGAGCUGUCUAUAUCAAUGACACUGACAGAGCACCGCCAUUAAGUGUGAUGGAUGAGCUAAAAAAUUCUUUGAAAAAGUUUGCUACAGAUGUUAAACAAGUCGGUGUCAAGUUUGAUCCAUCACCAGCACCAAUUUUAAUAAAUAGUUUUGGUGGCCCUGUUAAAAAAAUGUUUGGCGACGGCAGUCGUGGAGGUCGCGGUGGUCGUGGUGGUCGUGGUGGCGGUUCACGUGGUGAUCGUGGUCAAGUUGUUUAUGAACUGAGUGAGGGCGAAGAAAAAUUAAGUAAUCUUCUCGAGAAUGUUCCUCCAAAAAGUUACAUUUUAUUCAUUUUACACCGUGACAACAAUUCAGAUAUAUACAACAGGUCGAAGUACUUAGCUGAUUUGAAAUAUGGUGUUAUCAACUCUUGUGUUGUUUGGAAUAAAUUCAGAAGGAACAACACUGAGUAUAACGUUAAUGUCUCGAUGAAGAUGAAUUUGAAGUUAGAAGGUAUUAACCAUUCUUUAAAUACUGAAAGUAUCAAUUUCAUGAACGAUGAAAAGACCGGCUUGCCCUUUAUGGUCCUAGGUGCUGAUGUUACGCAUUAUCCAGAAGAAGACCAAAAUUCUAUUUCGGCUUUAGUCGGUUCCUACGAUGACCAUUUUGCGCAGUUCCCAGGUUCCUACAUGUUACAAAGUGGUCCUGGUGAAGAACUUAUUUCCGGUAUCGGUAACAUGGUUCUUGAGAGAUUAAAGAUAUAUCAGAGACAUAACGAUGGUAAAUUACCUCCAAAGAUUCUUUUCUAUAGAGAUGGUGUUUCCGAAUCUCAAUUUUCACAAAUUGUACAAACUGAAGUAAGAGGCUUAAAGGAAGCAUUGAAGAAGCUUGGGUCAGCACUCCUAAACGGCACUAAAUAUAACCCACCUGUUACAACAAUUGCUGUUGUGAAGAGAAAUCAAACCAGAUUUAUGCCAUUGGAAAAGAACGCCGUCGAUGAAAAGGGUGAAACCGUCGCAGUACAAUCUAUGGGUAACGUUAUGCCUGGUACGGUUGUUGAUCGUGGUAUCACCUCUUCAGCGCACUUCGAUUUCUUUAUUCAAUCGCAACAAGCACUCAAGGGUACCGGUGUUCCAUGCCACUACUGGUGCAUCUACGAUGAGAACCAAUUUGAUUCUGACUACUUGCAACGUGUUACACAUGGUUUGUGUUAUCUCUUCGGUAGAUCAAGCACAAGUAUCAAGGUUCUUUCUCCAAUUUACUGCGCAGAUUUGUUGUGUGAACGUGCUGCACAAUUUUUCAGGGCAAAUUUCAUUCUAGCCAAGAGUGAACAUGAAAAAACAAGAAAGAACAAGAAUGACGUGAUAUCAGAGGGCAAACUACUUCAAGCAAUCAACGAUAGGGUCAAGGAUAUCAUGUACUAUAUUUGA
This is a messenger RNA of Kazachstania africana CBS 2517, 3891 nucleotides long. RefSeq lists its product as uncharacterized. The transcript has a single exon. Lineage: Eukaryota; Fungi; Ascomycota; Saccharomycetes; Saccharomycetales; Saccharomycetaceae. The record is from RefSeq and is a predicted model, not a curated record. The coding region runs from base 1 to 3891 and encodes 1296 amino acids. Gene Ontology annotation, molecular function: RNA binding; protein binding.